Molecule: messenger RNA, 1493 nt
Organism: Arvicanthis niloticus (Nile rat)
Lineage: Eukaryota; Metazoa; Chordata; Mammalia; Rodentia; Muridae
Source: RefSeq, a predicted model, not a curated record
CUGGACUCAGCAAAGUUUGCUUCAGUUGCACACAAGGCUAUGCAAACGCCAGUUGAGCAGCAGGAUGAACACAAGCUCCGACCCGGUUGUCAUCGUCUCGGCGGCGCGGACCGCCAUAGGCUCCUUCAAUGGUGCCCUGUCCACCGUGCCUGUCCACGACCUGGGGACAGCUGUCAUCAAAGAAGUCCUGCAGAGGGCCAAGGUAGCUCCAGAAGAGGUGUCCGAGGUCAUAUUUGGACACGUUUUGACGGCAGGUUGUGGGCAGAAUCCUACUCGACAAGCCAGUGUGGGCGCAGGGAUCCCCUACUCGGUUCCAGCAUGGAGCUGCCAGAUGAUCUGUGGCUCAGGCCUAAAAGCUGUGUGUCUUGCAGCCCAGUCCAUAGCUAUGGGCGACUCCACCAUUGUGGUUGCUGGAGGCAUGGAGAAUAUGAGCAAGGCUCCUCACUUGGCUCACCUGAGAACAGGGGUCAAGAUGGGUGAGAUGUCGCUGGCUGACAGCAUACUCUGUGAUGGCCUCACAGAUGCAUUUCACAACUACCACAUGGGCAUCACAGCUGAAAACGUAGCCAAAAAAUGGCAAGUGAGCAGAGAGGCCCAGGACAAGGUUGCAGUUCUGUCCCAGAACAGGGCGGAGCAUGCGCAGAAAGCUGGCCACUUUGACAAGGAGAUUGUGCCAGUGCUGGUGUCUUCCAGAAAAGGUCUUACUGAAGUGAAAGUGGAUGAGUUUCCUCGUCAUGGGAGUAACCUUGAAGCCAUGGGCAAGCUGAAACCUUACUUUCUUACUGAUGGGACAGGAACAGUCACAUCUGCUAAUGCAACAGGAAUGAACGAUGGUGCUGCUGCUGUGGUUCUUAUGAAGAAGACAGACGCUGAGCGUCGGAUGCUGAAACCUUUAGCACGAAUAGUCUCCUGGUCACAAGCUGGUGUGGAGCCAUCUGUUAUGGGAGUAGGACCAAUUCCAGCCAUAAAGCAAGCUGUUGCAAAGGCAGGCUGGUCCCUGCACAAUGUUGACGUGUUUGAAAUCAAUGAAGCCUAUGCUGCUCUCUCUGUUGCAAUAGCUAAAGAACUUGGAUUAAACCCUGAGAAGGUCAACAUCGAUGGAGGAGCCAUUGCCUUGGGCCAUCCUCUGGGAGCAUCUGGCUGUAGGAUUCUAGUGACCUUGUUACACACGCUGGAGAGAGUGGGUGGGACACGUGGUGUUGCAGCCCUGUGCAUUGGAGGUGGGAUGGGGAUUGCAAUGUGUGUUCAGAGAGGAUGAUCUGAACCUUGAGCCACCCUUGGAUGAGCCACCACCUUUGGACAAUUCUCAUUAUAUCAGUGAAACACUAAGUAGAAAGUGAAAUCAGAGGACCAAACUGAGGACAGGAACCCAGGUAGACAGCUUGCUUUAAUGUGAGACAUCCAAGGCUAAGACACUGCACCCGACAUUGUUAUAAAUAAAAGGGAAAUCCAAUCAGUCAUCAAGGGCUCCAGAGUGAACAGCAUUUUCAUAA